UCACGCAAACACUCGCUCUCACAUUGUACUAUUAUCUGUCAAUAAGUAAACAACUGCAUAUCGCACUAAGAAAACUUCUUAAAAUAUUUAUUUGUAAAAAGUAAUUGAUAAAAUUAUACAAUAUUACACAAAGUGCAUCAAGGAGAAAUGACAGUCGAAAAAUAUUUUGUUCUACAAGGCGGCGAUCGCAUGCCGCGUAUUGGAUUCGGUACCUGGCAGGCGUCAGAUGAAGUGCUAGAAAAAUCUGUUAGUGACGCUCUGAGUGCGGGGUACCGACACUUCGACACUGCUCGAGCGUACGAGAAUGAGGCAGCCCUGGGCCGUGCCUUAACUAGAUGGAUUGGCGGUGAACAAACUAGAAGAAAAGAGUUAUUCGUCGUUACCAAGCUACCUCCAGGAGGAAAUCGGCCAGAUUUAGUUCCUGAGUACUUCAACAACUCUCUGAAGGAUCUUGGCUUAGACUACUUAGACAUGUAUAUUAUGCACACGCCGUUCGCAUUUGAACAUAUACCUGGAGACCUACACCCAAAGAACCCAGACGGUAGCAUGAGAGUUGAUCUUUCUACAGACCUCAUUGCAGUUUGGAAGGCAAUAUUGAAAUUAAAGGAAUCAGGACGGGUGCGACACGUAGGCGUGUCUAACGUAAAUGAAGAACAACUGAGAAGACUAUGUGCCGUAGAGAAACCAGCUUGCCUACAGAUAGAAGUACACGUACUGUGUCAACAAAAGUCUAUGAUUGGGAUUGCAAGUGAACUUGGUAUUCCUAUAGUGGCAUACUCUCCACUUGGCUCUAAAGCGCUAGCUGAUGUCCUCGCUGCAAAAACUGGCCGCGAGUAUCCUGAUCUGCUGUCACUACCAAUAGUACAGCGCAUCGCUGACGCCCAUUCCCGUACGGCAGCGCAGGUCCUUUUGCGGUACACCUUACAACGCGGAGUCGGUGCCAUCCCAAAGAGUACUAAUCCAGCAAGAAUACAACAGAACAUUUCACUAUGGAACUUCGAACUAACUGAAAGCGAAUUGAAAGAAUUAUCAACUGUAGAUCGCGGUGAAAAUGGUCGUAUUUGUGACUUUUCUUUAUCUAUCUAUUUAUGA
Messenger RNA from Achroia grisella, 1092 nucleotides. Its product is annotated as aldo-keto reductase family 1 member A1-like. Gene Ontology annotation, molecular function: aldose reductase (NADPH) activity. The coding region runs from base 148 to 1092 and encodes 314 amino acids. The transcript is spliced from 6 exons. The record is from RefSeq and is a predicted model, not a curated record. NCBI's taxonomy places the organism in Eukaryota, Metazoa, Arthropoda, Insecta, Lepidoptera, Pyralidae. Gene Ontology annotation, cellular component: cytosol.